Molecule: messenger RNA, 1221 nt
Organism: Chenopodium quinoa (quinoa)
Lineage: Eukaryota; Viridiplantae; Streptophyta; Magnoliopsida; Caryophyllales; Amaranthaceae
Product: F-box protein At5g07610-like
Exons: 1
Coding region: 1-1221 (406 amino acids)
Molecular function (GO): protein binding
Source: RefSeq, a predicted model, not a curated record
AUGUCUAGCAAGAGCAAUUCAGCCUUUACAACUUGCUUGGAACACCCGGGCUUAGUUUCAGCAUGUGCUGAAGCAAUUGCUGGGUGUGAGCACCUCUUAACAGAAAUCCUCAUCCGACUGCCUACUAAGUCCCUGAUGAAGUUCAAAUCUGUCUCAAAACACUGGAACUUCCUCAUAUCUGCCCCAUACUUCUCUCUCCUGCACAUGCUUCAUAAUCCGAAGGAUUCCAUGCCCAUCUCUGGCAUUUUCCUCCGCAGGAGAUGUGUUCUAUCGCCUUAUGCUUACUGGUUUCUUCCUGUUACUGAUUCAAAUAUUAGUCUCCCAUCAUUUUCUGAGACAUCUAGCUCAACAUUUGAAAUCCCUGCAUUAGCUGGCCUGGUUGUAUCAAUCUUGCAGUCUUGCAACGGGCUACUGCUCUACUAUAGCAUCAGUCUGAGUAAUUCCCAGGUUCUGAAUCUCCAUGUUUGCAAUCCCAUAACUAGCCAAUUGAGAACGAUUCCAAACAUUCAGAACUCCUUUCUAUCAGCCACUCUGGCUUUUGAUCCACACAGUUUAAGCUAUGGCUACAAGAUAGUUUCUGUACACACAUCGGCAUCACCCGAUCAUUAUGCCCUCAAAGUAUAUUCAUCAGAGACAGGGUGCUGGAAAGAUGUGGAUGAAAUUAGUAUCAGGGUUCUAAACGAUAUGGCUCUCAGGAACGGAGUGUAUUGGAGAGGCUCUAUCCAUUGGGUUUGUAGCAGCGGGGAGUCAUUGUACUUGGAGGUUGAUAAAGAGCGGGUUGCAAAAAUGCCAUCUCCCGUUUUCUCCAGGCCAGAAAGAGGGAACAUGAAGUGUUUCGAAUGCAAGGGGAAGCUGUGGUGUCUGUGGCAUGAAUACAGUGACAUGACUUUGGAAGUUCAUAUGUUGGACAAUUAUGAGGAAGGUUGGCUCCUCAAGUUCACUUUAAAUCUUGGAGUUGUAAGGAAAGCAAGUUGCUUAUCGGGUGCUUAUCAUCCUGAAUUUGCAGUUCUUUCUCUAAUAAUUAGCAGAAAAUGUAAUGGAGGAGAGAAAUGCAUGAUGGUGGUUAUUCAUGUCCCUGGUAAAAUCUUGGGCUAUGACCUGGUGGAGGGAACUAUCAAGGAGAUGUGCAAGAUCCCACUGAUUGAAGGCGAGGCACCCGGGGAACGCCAAUUUUAUUGUGGUGAUGCUUACUUAUAUUGUUACAGUUUGGCAUGUGUGUGA